AUAAGCACACGUGUUCCAUUUAACCUUCUCAAUGGUCUCAACUUAUAAUUAAUACCAAAGUAGAGUAUACAUCACAAAUAUCAAAAGCGAUAAAAAUAAUAAUAGAAAAUCAAUCGAUGAGUGUUUUCACGUUAAUAUACUUAAUUAACAAAUAAAGCUCCAUACCUACGACUACAUUCAACCCCAAUACCAACAGGUUUAACACGACCAAAAGCAGGGAAAGGCAGUUGCCUAUAAUUGCCUGUCGAAAAACUGUGAAAGACCUUUUACGAGAGCACAACUAUAAGCGUGUUUCCAACAUAAUCCGAAAACAAAACACCAUUGUCAUUAUAUUCUCAUCUCUAUACAUUUUCACGUCCAUUUUAUAUUAGACACACUCCCCGUUAGUUGAGAGCGUGAUAACCUACUGUUUGUGUGUGGUUUCGUUUGCUUUUUUGCUGGCUGAUUUUUAGUCAGCAAACAAUGGAAAAACCUGAAAAAUUUUCAGAUUAUUUGUUUGCAAAAAUGGGUCCACCAAGUGGCACAACCGGCAAUGGCACAGACCUUUCAAUGCCACACAAAACAACCGAACGUAGUGAUGCGCCACGUGAGCUGACCGGCUACCGCAAGUGGUUGAAUGAUAAUUUAAUGUUGUUGGUGACUUUGUCUGGUGUUUUGCUUGGCGUUAUUAUUGGACUUUGUCUGCGCCCUAUGAACUUACAUGAGGAUUCCAUUAUGCUCAUUUCAUAUCCUGGAGAACUUUUCAUGCGUAUUUUAAAGUUGAUGAUUUUGCCAUUGGUUAUAUCGAGCUUAGUUGCCGGAUCUGCAAGCUUGAAUGCGCGUAUGAACGGCAAAAUUGCUUUACGUACUUUAGUAUACUUUGCUUCGACUUCUCUGUUUAAUGCAAUACUCGGCAUUGCUUUAGUUCUACUAAUCCAUCCCGGUGAUCCAGACUUGCAUAAAGCCAAUGAUCACGGUACAGAAAAACGUGCUGUCAAUUUAUUGGAUAGUCUCUUGGAUUUAGGAAGAAAUGUUUUUCCAGAAAAUCUCUUUCAAGCUUCUUUUCAACAAGCACAUACUGUUUAUAUGCCGAAGCCUAGCACUAUGUCAACUUUCAAUGAGACACUUAACGAUACCCUAAGCGAUGUAGAACAGACCUCCGAGGGGCAAUUGUUGCAGCAACAGCAAGACGUUGAACCGGCUCUCAUGCGUGUUGUGCAAUAUCGUAGCGGGACUAAUACACUUGGGAUUGUAUUUUUCUGUUUGGUAUUUGGUACAUUUUUGGGUACAAUCGGUCAAAAAGGUCAAGUUGUAAUCGAGUUCUUCUCCGCUGUCUUUGAGGUCGUCAUGAAAAUGGUAACUUGUGUCAUGUGGCUAACUCCAAUAGGCAUCAGUUCCGUCAUAGCCGGCAAAAUAUUAAGUGUCUCGAACUUACACUUAGUUAUGGAGCAACUAAUAUGGUUCAUACUCACCAUAACGUUGGGUGUAUUCAUCUAUCAGUUAAUUAUUAUGCAAGCGAUCUAUUUUGUGUUCGUGCGACGUAAUCCAUACAAAUUUUACGCCGGACUUGUGCAGGCUAUGCUAACCGCAUUUGCGACAGCAUCAACUGCUGCAGCCCUGCCGAUAACAUUUCGUUGCUUGAACGAGAAGUUACGCGUCGAUCAACGCAUCACACGAUUCGUACUUCCCAUCGGAUGUAACAUUAACAUGGAUGGCACGGCCCUUUAUAUUUCGAUUGCUUCGAUUUUCAUCGCACAGAUGAGCGGCAUGGAGUUGGGUUUUGGUGAACUGGUCACGGUUUUACUGACAUCUACCGCAGCUUCUAUGAGUUCAGCAAGUGUACCUAGUGCAGCAUUAGUUCUGUUGUUGGUCGUACUGUCAGCCAUUGAUGCACCCUUACAGGAUGUUACUUUGCUUUUUGCAGUAGAUUGGUUUGUUGAUCGCAUUCGUACCACCAACAACAUGUUAGGCGAUUGCUACGCUGCAGCCGUCGUGGAGGAACUCUCGCGCAAGGAGCUAAUGGCUCUUGAUGCUGCUGUACUCUAUCAGGAACUACCCGUAUCCACUCCCAAUGGACAUGUUAUAUUGGAAGGGCAAACUGAACUGGACAGCAAUUUUGAUAAAUCCGAUUCAGUGGUGAUUGAUAUGAAUAAUGUUUUGAAUAAUGUCCAUUUACAAAAUGGUAACUCUAAUCACAGAAUUUAAAACAAAAAAAAUUUAUCAUUAGUAAUCCAAAAUUAAUACUAAAUACCCAUAUAGCAAGGGGCAUGCAAUAAGUAAUAAGCGAUAUAUAAAUAAAAUAAACAUUUUAUUAUUUAAAUAAAAAUUGGAAAAAGA
Molecule: messenger RNA, 2316 nt
Organism: Teleopsis dalmanni
Lineage: Eukaryota; Metazoa; Arthropoda; Insecta; Diptera; Diopsidae
Gene: Eaat2
Product: excitatory amino acid transporter
Exons: 6
Coding region: 463-2184 (573 amino acids)
Biological process (GO): L-glutamate transmembrane transport
Cellular component (GO): plasma membrane
Molecular function (GO): L-glutamate transmembrane transporter activity; neutral L-amino acid transmembrane transporter activity; glutamate:sodium symporter activity
Source: RefSeq, a predicted model, not a curated record